CAUAACAACUUCCGCGUCAACUACAUUUUCACUGUUGUUGUGACUUUAGCUAGCUAUGCUUUUCAAGACAUGCUUCAGAAGACCGACGUGACACUGGAAAUGUAGCUACAUUUUGCCUUGAUAUUACAUUCGAUUGGAUUCAAAAGGACUUGGAUCACGAAAUACAUCUGGAAACGCGGAAGAUAAAGGUAAGGCAAGUAGUGGCACUGAUCUGGCUGUCAUCAUAAACUUUCGAUUUCGCCUUGCUAGCCAGUCAUAAAUUAGCUAGAGCAUAAUUAGAAAUAGACUUGCCAGCCAGCUCAAUGUGCCACUUCAAUUUCAGAACAUGUACUACAGCUACAGCUAAAGUUUACGGCUAUCUGGUGUCACGUGUCAUUUUGAGAUAACGGUAGCAAACUUCAAUGUACUUACAUUUACCAUUUAAUUUUUUUUGCCAUUUAGCAUUCGCUGUUAUUCAGACAGAACGACUUAUAUUAGAAAAGUUACCCUGGCAAGCGCUCUUACCAUUUGAGCUAAUUCCCCUUGGAGACAUUUAUGUUCACAGUAGACAGAGUAGCUAGACGGUACACCCAGAUACAUAAGAAAAUACAGUAGACCUACCUACUGCACAUCAGCAAACAAUCCCAUCCCUGAGUUUACCUACUGUCAUUCUUUAUCUCUAUUCCCCAGUUUGUGAAUGAUGAGUACCCAGUCUGUCCCUUUCGAGGAGGUGCGGAGGAGAGCUGAGUCCCUCCUGUCCUAUUCAGGCUCUGCCCAGGCAUUGAAGGCUGAUGUCCAGGUCAUGGCCAAUGUCCCCCUGUCCCUGUCUGACAAGUUUCACCACAUCACAGCACAGACCAUGGUGACACAGAACAUAUCAGGGCACAGCAGGGAAGAGGUGAGGUUUUACAUUCUCUCCUAUCCAGGUGCCCCCCAAAUGUAUUUUUGUCUUUACUGUAGCCCUUGCACCCUCAGCUUUUCCUGUUAACCCCUCUGGCCUCCUGAACACCUCUCCCCCACCUCCCCUCUCCUCCCUCCGUCAGGUCCUAGAGUCUUUGGGCCGGCUGUUUAAAGCCUUGAGCAUCCUAGAGAAGUAUGGCUGUAACCUGACCAGCCCCAGCAGGCCCAGGUACUGGCGCAGUGUCAAGCACAACAACCCAGUCUUCAGGGCUACCGUGGACGCCAUCAAGGUAAAGGAGGGAGACAGGCCUCUCUAAACACGAUCAGGGACUUCCAGCCCCAUUCUUAUUAUUACAGUAUAAUGAUUGACUUCCUAGUGCAUAGUACAGAUUACCGAGUCUGAAAGUCAUCUCAUCUAUUGAUUUCACUACAAAUAGUCAGAUGGUUCAAAAAGGGAGUGGAUCAAUGAUCAAUGUUUAAAGUGUCUCACGGGUCAUAGACAUAGACCUAGGGCACUGGGUACCCAGUGAUAUUUAAAGCAUUUCAGUUUACUUUUUCACUAAUUUGAGUCAACGGUGGUUUAUUCUACUGUCUGCUAUCUUUUCUACAGGGUGGCAGGUCAGUCCUGUUUCUCUACGGUUACACCAAUCAGCAGCCAGACGGCCUCAGCUUCCCUGAAGAUGUCACAGAUCCAGAUGUUGGGAAGGUUGCUGCGGUGACCAUUGAGGUCAUGACCCUGCGCAUGGAACUGGACAUGCUUAUCAAGGUGAACAUUCAUAUGAGAGUCUAAGAGUGUUAUUAUCUAAUAAAAAUGUUUGAAUUGUUCUCAUUCUCAAUUUGAGGAUAACCACAAAGAUGAGUUUCCAUGUUUGAUCUCUUGCUAACUCUUAUGUGGCACUGUGUUGUUUGUUGUCCUUCAGGGUACACAUGCUCACCCAGAAAUCUACAGCAAUAUAAUCCCAUCCCUUAGUCUACAGAAGACAACCCAGGUCUGUGUAGCGUACAGUCGGGUGGUUAAUCGGUUUGUCUGUUUCUACCUCAACCUUUUUCUGUGAUUAGUGUUGUCAUUAGGGCUAUUCUGCUCUCCUCAGGAUGAACCAGAGCUGAUGUCUGAUGCGGUGGUCAUCCCACCAGGAGAGGAGCAUGGGGACAGGGGGAACGACCUUCAAACACUAUCUCCUCCACCCAAACCUGCUGCUAGUCCUGGACUAAUACAAGCCCCCACAGGUGAGACAGACAGCCACUCCCUGUACGAGUCUCCCUGUCUGUCACCUGGCAACCUGUCCACUUCCAACCCCACUGGCAUAUGUCAUCUGCCUGUCUAUAGUACUGUCAUUGGAUGACAAAAUUAUUGCAUAUUGCUUAUUGCUCCUCUCUCCCUCUCUCUCUCUCUCUCUCUCUCUCUCUCUCUCUCUCUCUUUCUCUCUCAGACGGGGGGUGUAAUCUGUGCGGUGCCACGCCCUCUCUCCUCUGCCCACCCUGUGGUUCUCUUCCUUUCUGUCAGUCAUGUGACCUCAUCUACCACCGCCACCCGUCCAGAGCCAAUCACAGGAGAGAUAAAAUACAGGGUAAGAUAUGGGUCAUAGCUUUGACCAUUUCAGCUCAAAUCUCACUUUUAAUCCAAUAUUUAUUUGAAUAUUCUUACCCUGAAUAUGUAACCUAACACUGAAUAUGUAACCUAACACUUAUCACAUUUUUAAACCCCCCGUAGAGACCUGUACCAUCUGUGGUAUGUCCCAAGUCUCCACCCAUUGCUCCACCUGUUCUCAGAGGCUGUGUCUGGAAUGUGACAGACUGUACCAUUCUCACCCUGACCGCAGGGGUCACAACAGGACACUGGUUACCCCCGCCAAACCAACAAGAGCUUUUAGGUUAGAAAUGAGGAUGUGUUAUAAUCGACUCUACACACACAUACACACGUUCACACUCACACACACACAAACCUGAUCACUCACUUCUUCCGCCAUAUGUCCACCAGAUACACAAUGCGUUAGGGUUAGGGUUAGGGUUGUUUUUGCCAGAUGUCUAGCCCACAUUUUCCAAACUUGAUGCACAUCUGCUUAGUAAGGCUGCAGUACGGUUUGUGGCAUGGAGAAGAUCAUCUUCGCCCUGUUUGACCAAAACUAAUCAUUAAAACAGAUGAAAGUUAUUCUCAUAUCGACCUGCUGGUUUCAUAGGCUGCACACAAGGUCACAUUACAACAAUUCAUCUAGUUUCUUUCUAUUCUUCCGUCACAUUCAUCUCAAGCAACAUCAAUAAAUUGAACUGGUUGUUCCCAUAUAGAGUAGGCUACUGAUUUCUAAUCACUAGUUUGCCCGGCAUGAUGGCGUGCUAAAUUACACAAAGAACAGUUCUGUGCAUAUUCAUUUUGCACUCCAUUCUGUUGGCUGGUUUCGUGAAAACGCACAAACUUUUAUGUACUUCCGUUUGUACCACCGCACGGUUAUGCAACACACAAGUUGAAACUAUUGAACUCAUGUGGUACACAGAACGCACUGCAGCCUAGUGCAGCAUCCCCAACGUAGCGCUGCGGACUGCUCCAUUGACAAUUAAUGACUUCCACCGGAACGCAAAGAGUUUGACGCGUCUGCUGGACAUGAAGGUUGCUGGACAUGAAGCUUUCUGGACAUGAAGCUUUCUGGACAUGAAGCUUUCUGGACACGAAGCUUUCUGGACAUGAAGCUUUCUGAACUUGAAGCUUUCUGGACAUGAAGCUUUCUGGACAUGAAGCUUUCUGGACAUGAAGCUUUCUGAACUUGAAGCUUUCUGGACAUGAAGCUUUCUGGACAUGAAGCUUUCUGGACAUGAAGCUUUCGGACAUGAAGCUUUCUGGACAUGAAGCUUUCGGACAUGAAGCUUUCUGGACAUGAAGCUUUCUGGACAUGAAGCUUUCUGAACUUGAAGCUUUCUGGACAUGAAGCUUUCUGGACAUGAAGCUUUCGGACAUGAAGCUUUCUGGACAUGAAGCUUUCUGGACAUGAAGCUUUCUGGACAUGAAGCUUUCUGGACAUGAAGCUUUCGGACAUGAAGCUUUCUGGACAUGAAGCUCUGGACAUGAAGCUUUCUGGACAUGAAGCUUUCUGGACAUGAAGCUUUCUGGACAUGAAGCUUUCUGGACAUGAAGCUUUCGGACAUGAAGCUUUCUGGACAUGAAGCUUUCUGGACAUGAAGCUUUCUGGACAUGAAGCUUUCUGGACAUGAAGCUUUCCUCUCACUCGUGUUUCUUCUCUUUUCUAGCCAUUCUCUUUCCUCGUGGGAGUGUGCUCAGUGCACUACUGUAAACGAGGUGAAAGCCGUGCUGUGUGUGACCUGUGAACGACCCCGCCUGGCCGUCGCAUCCCUUAUAGUUCAGGAAGACCCAGGGCAGCCAUCACCCAACACAGGUCACAUUCAUAUACAUGGGUCAACUGUUGAGUAGUUUUCAUGUGACGUUCAUUUAAACAACAUAUUAGUCACCUAUCCUGUCCUGUUUGAGGUGUUCAUGCCAUCUGUGCCUCUAUAGCAGUGAUAAUACAUGAGUAAUGUAAUUAUACAUUACUAGAAACUGAGAUCAAUACCAGGCUGUCUGUUUAUCUACCCUCUCUGACCUCUUUCGUAGAGUGGCAGUGUAAGAGCUGUACGGUUGUGAACCAGGGCAGCAGUAUACUCUGUGAGGUGUGUGAGCGCCCCCGUCUGGCCACCCGUCCCUCUAUCACGCCAGUACUCUCCAGUAAUCCAGUAUGUUCCACGCCAGGACACACAGCAGACAAUGAAACAGAGGUUAGUGUAAAUACUGUAAAAACGAUUGGUCGCUAAAUCCAGCUAGAAGGACCACGUAAAAACGGUUGGCUGUUAUGCCCUCACCCGUCUGAGCGGUCGGCUGUGAAUGCCCUCACCCGCUAUAUACUUAUAACUGAUUGGUUUGAUUCAGUCCUCUAUAGUGCUGUCCGUUUAGAACAUGAUGUUGAGGCCCAUCACUGUACGCUUGAUAGUCACCACCACAUACACACAGACACAGCUGUUUCCAUUUGAAUACAGUGUAUGUUUAUAUGAUUUUGGUAAUCCGAAUGACUUGGAAUCUUAUUGUUGUGGUUCUAUAAGACAAAGAUAUGCACACAAUUAAAGGUUAUAACUAUGCAAUAUACAUACAGUACCAGUCAAAAGUUUGGACACACCUACUCAUUCAAGGGUUUUUCUUUAUUUUUACUAUUUUCUACAUUGUAGAAUAAUAGUGAAGACAUUAAAACUAUGAAAUAACACAUAUGGAAUCAUGUACAGUGAGGGAAAAAAGUAUUUGAUCCCCUGCUGAUUUUGUACGUUUGCCCACUGACAAAGAAAUGAUCAGUCUAUAAUUUUAAUGGCAGGUUUAUUUGAACAGUGAGAGACAGAAUUGACCCCCUCUCAAUCAGAAAGAUUUCUGGCUACCAGGUGUCUUUUAUACAGGUAACGAGCUGAGAAUAGGAGCACACUCUUAAAGGGCGUGCUCCUAAUCUCAGCUUGUUACCUGUAUAAAAGACACCUGUCCACAGAAGCAAUCAAUCAAUCAGAUUCCAAACUCUCCACCAUGGCCAAGACCAAAGAGUUCUCCAAGGAUGUCAGGGACAAGAUUGUAGACCUACACAAGGCUGGAAUGGGCUACAAGACCAUCGCCAAGCAGCUUGGUGAGAAGGUGACAACAGUUGGUGCGAUUAUUCGCAAAUGGAAGAAACACAAAAUAACUGUCAAUCUCCAUCGGCCUGGGGCUCCAUGCAACAUCUCACCUCGUGAAGUUGCAAUGAUCAUGAGAACGGUGAGGAAUCAGCCCAGAACUACACGGGAGGAUCUUGUCAAUGAUCUCAAGGCAGCUGGGACCAUAGUCACCAAGAAAACAAUUGGUAACACACUACGCCGUGAAGGACUGAAAUCCUGCAGCGCCUGCAAGGUCCCCCUGCUCAAGAAAGCACACAUACAGGGCCGUCUGCAGUUUGCCAAUGAACAUCUGAAUGAUUCAGUGGAGAACUGGGUGAAAGUGUUGUGGUCAGAUGAGACCAAAAUCGAGCUCUUUGGCAUCAACUCAACUCGCCGUGUUUGGAGGAGGAGGAAUGCUGCCUAUGACCCCAAGAACACCAUCUCCACCGUCAAACAUGGAGGUGGAAACAUUAUGCUUUGGGGGUGUUUUUCUUCUAAGGGGACAGGACAACUUCACCGCAUCAAAGGGACGAUGGACGGGGCCAUGUGCCGUCAAAUCUUGGGUGAGAACCUCCUUCCCUCAGCCAGGGCAUUGAAAAUGGGUCGUGGAUGGGUAUUCCAGCAUGACAAUGACCCAAAACACACAGCCAAGGCAACAAAGGAGUGGCUCAAGAAGAAGCACAUUAAGGUCCUGGAGUGGCCUAGCCAGUCUCCAGACCUUAAUCCCAUAGAAAAUCUGUGGAGGGAGCUGAAGGUUCGAGUUGCCAAACGUCAGCCUCGAAACCUUAAUGACUUGGAGAAGAUCUGCAAAGAGGAGUGGGACAAAAUCCCUCCUGAGAUGUGUGCAAACCUGGUGGCCAACUACAAGAAACAUCUGACCUCUGUGAUUGCCAACAAGGGUUUUGCCACCAAGUACUAAGUCAUGUUUUGCAGAGGGGUCAAAUACUUAUUUCCUUCAUUAAAAUGCAAAUCAAUUUAUAACAUUUUUGACAUGCGUUUUUCUGGAUUUUUUUGUUGUUAUUCUGUCUCUCACUGUUCAAAUAAACCUACCAUUAAAAUGAUAGACUGAUCAUGUCUUUGUCAGUGGGCAAACGUCCAAAAUCAGCAGGGGAUCAAAUACUUUUUUCCCUCACUGUAGUAGCCCAAAAAUUGUUAAACAAAUCAAAAUAGAUUUUAGGUUUUAGAUUCUUCAAAAUAGCCACCCUUUGCCUUGAUGACAGCUUUGCACACUAUUUGCAUUCUCUCAACCAGCUUCAUGAGGUAGUCACCUGGAAUGCAUUUCAAUUAACAGGUGUGCCUUGUUAAAAGUUAAUUUGUGGAAUUUCUUUCCUUCUUAAUGCAGUUGAGCCAAUCAGUUGUGUUGUGACAAGGUAGGGUUGGUAUACAGAAGAUAGCCCUAUUUGGUAAAAGACCAAGUCCAUAUUAUGGCAAGACCAGGUAAAAUAAGCAAAGAGAAACGACAGUUUUAAUCUUUCAAAAUCUCUCUCCCCCUCUCUGCCUCUCUCCCAUGCUGUCUCUCUCUCUCUGUAGUGGAUGUGUCAGUUCUGCACCUAUGUGAACUUGCAGCCUGCAGUGGUUUGUAAGAUGUGCAACUUGCCGUGCAAAGACCCUGCGGUCACCAGCCCCAAGUCCCUCCUCCUGCAAUCUCCAAUCAAAGACUUAGUCCCGCCUCCUGUGACGCCCCAUAUCCCUCCCCAGAUCUCUUCCAGGGUGAACAUCGACAUCAAGAGACAGAACCUGAUGAGGGAUGAAGGGCUGAAGCUUGUCCAUGAAAUACGAGUAGGUGGCGUUUGAACUGACUCUAAAUGUGAAUUAAAACCAGAUUGACUGGUAUUAUUCUAACUUCUAAGUUGAUGUUCUUCCUCAGAAGGGAGAGAAGAAGGGAGUGGGCCCUGAGGAGGUGUACGCAGCCCUCUGUGUUUCCAGGGGCAGCAACGUCAACCCCUGUGAUUGGCUGAAAUCAGAGCUGCCCCACCAACUGGAUGAGAUCUGUGCCAUGGCGGCUUCGGCAGCUUUGCAGAACUACAAAGCAAGGGUUUCUGGGCCGCAGGAUAACACUGAGAGGGAUGUGGGGUCGACAGAGCAACAGAGUCCCAGUGUGCUGCUGGGUGAGGGGGUGCAGCUGUCCAGGGUUGAGGCCAAGCAGGCAUGGCUGGCAGCAGGGGGCGACACUGAGAGAGCAGUCUGUCAGCUGCUCAGAGACAGACAGGCCAAGGUGAGAACCAGACAGUUCACCUGACCCUAAUGGUCACUCAAAACUGAUAUGGCUAAACACUUUAGAGUUCACUAGACCCAUCAGUGGCCUUGUGGUUAGAGUGUCAGACCUGAGGUUGGAAGGUUGGGAGUUUGAUCCCAGGCCGAGACAUACCAAAGACUGCUUGACACAGAUAGUCUCCUGCUCCUAUGAGCCAUUCCAACUCGUGCAAGGCUACUUACUGAGAUAGUCUGUGUCACGAUUAAGCCUACAGUGCCUUCGGAAAGUAUUGAGACCCCUUGACUUUUUCCACAUUUUGUUACGUUACAGCCUUAUUCUAAAAUGGAUUAAAUAAAUACAAUUCCUCAGCAAUCUACACACAAUACCCCAUAAUGACAAAGUGAAAACAGGUUUUUAGACAUUUUAGCAAAUGUAUUUAAAAUAAAAAACAGAAAUACCUUAUUUACGUAAGUAUUCAGACGCUUCCCUAUGAGACUCGAUAUUGAGCUCAAGUGCAUCCUGUUUCCAUUGAUCAUCCUUGAGAUGUUUCUACAACUUGAUUGGAGUCCACCCGUAGUAAAUUCAAUUGAUUGGACAUGAUUUGGAAAGGCACACACCUGUCUAUAAAAGGUCCCACAGUUGACAGUGCUUGUCAGAGCAAAAACCAAGCCAUGAGGUUGAUGGAAUUGUCCGUAGAGGUCCGAGACAGGAUUGUGUCAAGGCACAGAUCUGGGGAAGGGUACCAAAAGCAUUCUGCAGCAUUGAAGGUCCCCAAGAACACAGUGGCCUCCAUCAUUUUUAAAUAGAAGAAGUUUGGAACCACCAAGACUCGUCCUAGAGCUGGCCGCCUGGCCAAACUGAGCAAUCAGGGGAGAAGGGCCUUGGUCAGGGAGGUGACCAAGAACCAGAUGGUCACUCUGACAGAGCUCUAGAGUUCCUCUGUGGAGAUGGGAGAACCUUCCAGAAGGACAACCAUCUCUGCAGCACUCCACCAAUCAGGCCUUUAUGGUAGAGUGGCCAGAAGGAAGCCACUCCUCAGUAAAAGGCACAUGACAGCCCGCUUGGAGUUUGCCAAAAGGCACCUAAAGACUCAGACCAUGAGAAACAAGAUUCUCUGGUCUGAUGAAACCAAGAUUGAACUCUUUGACCUGAAUGCCAAGCCGUCACAUCUGGAGGAAACCUGGCACCCAUCUCUACGGUGAAGCAUGGUGGUGGCAGCAUCAUGCUGUGGGGAUGUUUUUCAGCGGCAGGGACUGGGAGACUAGUCAGGAUCGAGGGAAAGAUGAACGGAGCAAAGUAUAGAGAGAUCCUUGAUGAAAACCUGCUCCAGAGCGCUCAGGACCUCAGACUGGGGCGAAGGUUCACCUUCCAACAGGACAACAACCCUAAGCACACAGCCAAGACAACGCAGGAGUGGCUUCGGGACAAGUCUCUGAAUGUCCUUGAGUAGCCCAGCCAGAGCCCAGACUUGAACCCAGACUUGAACCCGAUCGAACAUCUCUGGAGAGACCUGAAAAUAGCUGUGCAGCAACGCUCCCCAUCCAAGCUGACAGAGCUUGAGAGGAUCUGCAGAGAAGAAUGGGAGAAACUCCCCAAAUACAGGUGUGCCAAGCUUGUAGCGUCAUACCCAAGAAGACUCGAGGCUGUAAUCGCUGCCAAAGGUGCUUCAACAAAGUACUGAAUAAAGGGUCUGAAUACUUAUGUAAAUGUGAUAUUUCCUUUUUUUUUUUUUUUUAUACAUUUGCAAAAAAAUCUAAAAACCUGUUUUUGCUUUGUCAUUAUGGGGUAUUGUGUGUAGAUUGAUGAGGGGGGGAAAACAAUUUAAUCAAUUUUACAAUAAAGCUGUAACGUAACAAAAUGUGAAAAAAGUCUAGGGGUCUGAAUACUUUCCGAAAGCACUGUAUAUGCAAAGUAUACUGCAGUUACAUUUUUUUGUCAUGUCGCAGACGCUCUUAUCCAAAGCGACUUAGAGGAGCAAUUAGGGUUAAAUGCCUUGCUCAAGGGCUAUUCGACAGAUUUUUCAUCUAGUCGGCUCAGGGAUUCAAACCAGCGACCAUUCAGUUACUGGCCCAGCACUCUUAACCGCUAGGCUACCUGCCGCCCCAAAUCAAAAUGUAUUUGUCACGUGCACAGGAUACAGCAGGUGUAAACAGUCCAGUAAAAUGCUUACUUGCAAGCUCCUCAAGAAUGCAGUAAUACUAAGAUAUGAAAGAGGUGUUUCCACUCUGACUGGGUCUGGUCUGUCUCUGGUGUGUAGAUGCGGGAGCUGCGUUCUCUGGGCUUCCGGGAGGCAUCCCAGUGUGAGGAGGCUCUGCGUCUGAGUGGAGGAGAGGUGCGGGGGGCUCUGUCCCUGCUGCAGCGGCCCCUCCUGGAGCCCUUCCACCAGCGCAUCUGGAGCGACCAGCCAGAAGCCCCCAUUGAUGCCAAGAACCCUGACAAACAGGUACUGCAGAGUGUAUGUGUCUGAGAGAGACAGAGAGAGAGCACAAGUCAACUAAACUGCAUUUCCCAAGGCCAUAGAUAACACAAAUAAUCUGAUUGUUGUUCAUCAUCAUCAUUACCCUCCAUUGUCCUCUCAGAGGAUGUGCAGGCGCCUGCUGGCGUUGUACGAGCUGCCCAGCUGGGGGCGCUGUGAGCUGGCCCUGUCUCUACUCCAGGAGCCUGAUGCCCAGUACUCCCUGGAGGACGUCAUCCAGGCCGUCAGAGAGUCCCAGGACAGAGAGUUCCUCCGCCGCCUUCUCAACAACGAGUGCCCCUGCUGCCUCAGCAUCUUCCCACACAGCAAGGUGGGCUGCUGGGGGUUUGGUUGAGUUUGCGUGGAAUGGUGUAGCUACAUUGCACUGCAUGUUGUUUUGUAAUUCUUUAGUACAAUUGACUUUCAGUGCAACGUAGACAUACUGUAACUUUCACUUUGGUGCCCUCCUCUCUCAGAUAUGGUGUGUCAUUUCUAUAAGCUGUUAAUACCGGUAUGUGGUUUAUGGGUUUAUACUGCAUAGAUCCUUCAAACAUUCUCUGUACCUCUCUCAGAUGCAGUCCCUGACCUCGUGUCAGUGCUCGGUGUGCCACGAGUGUUUCACACAGCAUUUCACCAUCGCUGUGAGAGACAAGCACAUCAGAGACAUGGUGUGUCCCGUGUGUGCGGGACCAGACAUCAACGACCCUGAGCACCUGGACAGCUACUUCUUUACUCUGGACAUUCAGGUGAUAAGAAGAAGAAUAAGAAUACACUUUGUUUGGAAGGGAAGAUAUGGAGAUAGAUGGGAGGUAUCCAGUUUGCAAAGUUACCUGUUUUAUUUUUUCAGAAAUCCCAGAUUUGAGCAUUUUUGCAACCCUAGGAGGGCUAUAGGUAGAUGGAAAUCAAAUCAAAUCAAAUUAUAUUUGUCACAUGUACUGAAUACAACAGGUGUAGACCUUAAAGUGAAAUGCUUACUUACAAGCCCUUAACCAACAAUGCAAUUUUAAGAAAGAAUACCUAAAAAAAAAAAAAAAAGUAACAAAUAAUUAAAGAGCAGCAGUAAAAUAACAGUAGGGAGGCUAUAUACAGGGGGUACCGGUACAGAGUCAAUGUGCGGGGGCACAGGUUAGUCGAGGUAAUUAGGUAAUAUGUACAUGUAGGUAGAGUUAUUAAAGUGACUAUGCAUAGCUAAUAAACAGAGAGUAGCAGCAGCGUCAAAGAGGAGGGGGGGGGCAAUGCAAAUAGUCUGGGUAGCCAUUUGAUUAGUCUUAUGGCUUGGGGGUAGAAGCUGUUUAGAAGCCUCUUGGACCUAGACUUGGCGCUCCGGUACCGCUUGCCGUGCGGUAGCAGAGAGAACAGUCUAUGACUAGGGUGGCUGGAGUCUUUGACCAUUUUUAGGGCCUUCCUCUGACACCGCCUGGUAUAGAGGUCCUGGAUGGCAGGAAGCUUGGCCCCAGUGAUGUACUGGGCCGUACGCACUACCCUCUGUAUUGCCUUGCGGUCAGCGGCCGAGCAGUUGCCAGACCAGGCAGUGAUGCAACCAGUCAGGAUGCUCUCGAUGGUGCAGCUGUAGAAUCUUUUGAGGAUCUGAGGACCCAUGCCAAAUCUUUUCAGUCUCCUUAGGUGGAAUAGGUUUUGUCGUGCCCUCUUCACAACUGUCUUGGUGUGCUUGGACCAUGUUAGUUUGUUGGUGAUGUGGACACCAAGGAACCUGAAGCUCUCAACCUGCUUCACUACAGCCCCGUCGAUGAGAAUGGGCCGUGCUCGGUCCUCUUCUUUUUCCUGUAGUCCACAAUCAUCUCCUUUGUCUUGAUCACGUUGAGGGAGAGGUUGUUGUCCUGGCACCACACGGCCAGGUCUCUGACCUCCUCCCUAUAGGCUGUCUUAUCGUUGUCGGUGAUCAGGCCUGCCACUGUUGUGUCAUCUGCAAACGUAAUGAUGGUGUUGGAGUCGUGCCUGGCAAUGUAGUCAUAAGUGAACAGGGAGUACAGGAGGGGACUGAGCACGCACCCCUGAGGGGCCCCCGUGUUGAGGAUCAGCGUGGCGGAUGUGUUGUUACCUACCCUUACCACCUGGGGGCGGCCCGUCAGGAAUUCCAGGAUCCAGUUGCAGAGGGAGGUGUUUAGUCCCAGGGUCCUUAGCUUAGUGAUGGGCUUUGAGGGCACUAUGGUGUUGAACGCUGAGCUGUAGUCAAUGAACAGCAUUCUCACAUAGGUGUUCCUUUUGUCCAGGUGUGAAAGGGCAGUGUGGAGCGCAAUAGAGAUUGCAUCAUCUGUGGGUUGCAAGCCCUGCCGCAUCCGACGAGCUUCAGAGCCGGUGUAGUAAGAUUCGAUCUUAGUCCUGUAUUGACGCUUUGCCUGUUUGAUGGUUCGUCGGAGGGCAUAGCGGGAUUUCUUAUAAGCUUCCGGAUUAGAGUCCCGCUCUUUGAAAGCGACAGCUGUACCCUUUAGCUCAGUGCGGAUGUUGCCUGUAAUCCAUGGCUUCUGGUUGGGGUAUGUACAUACAGUCACUGUGGGGACGACGUCAUCGAUGCACUUAUUGAUGAAGCCAGUGACUGAUGUGGUGUACUCCUCAAUGCCAUCGGAAGAAUCCCGGAACAUAUUCCAGUCUGUGCUAACAAAACAGUCCUGUAGCUUAGCAUCUGCUUCAUCUGACCACUUUUUUAUUGACCGAGUCACUGUUGCUUCCUGCUUUAGUUUUUGCUUGUAAGCAGGAAUCAGGAGGAUAAAAUUAUGGUCAGAUUUGCCAAAUGGAGGGCGAGGGAGAGCUUUGUACGCUGGUUGCACAUUUAACAUGCUGGUAGAAAUGAGGUAAAACGGAUUUAAGUUUCCCUGCAUUAAAGUCCCUUGCCACUAGGAGCGCCGCCUCUGGAUGAGCAUUUUCCUGUUUGCUUAUGGCCGUAUACAGCUCAUUGAGUGCCGUCUUAGUGACAGCAUCGGUUUGUGGUGGUAAAUAGACAGCUACGAAGAAUAUAGAUGAAAACUCUCUUGGUAGAUAGUGUGGUCUACAGCUUAUCAUGAGAUACUCUACCUCAGGCGAGCAAAACCUUGAGACUUCCUUAGUAUUUGAUUUUGUGCACCAGCUGUUGUUUACAAAUAUACAUAGACCGCCACCCCUUGUCUUACCAGAGGCUGCUGUUCUAUCCUGCCGAUACAGUGCACAACCCGCCAGCUGUAUGUUAUUCAUGUCGUCGUACAGCCACGACUCGGUGAAACGUAAGAUAUUACAGUUUUUAAUGUCCUGUUGGUAGGAUAUAGGUGCUUGUAGUUGUCCACUUUAUUAUCAAGCAAUUGUACGUUGGCCAAUAGUACCAAUGGCAAAGGCAGAUUAGCCACUCGUCGCCGGCUCCUUACCAGGCACCCCGCGAUAUCACCGUCUCUUUCUACUGCGAAUGAUGGGGAUGAGGGCCCUGUCAGGUGUCUGGAGCAAAUCCCUCUCGUCCAACUCAUUAAAGAAAAAUUAUUUGUCCAGUUCAAGGUGAGUAAUCGCUGUUCUGAUGUCCAGAAGCUCUUUUCGGUCAUAAGAUACGGUAGCAGCAACAUUAUGUACAAAAUAAGUUACAAACAAUGCGAAAAAACUAACAAAACAGCACGGUUGGUUAAGAGCCCAUAAAACGGCAGCUUGUGUUGUGUUUCAUGUUCAUACCAUUGUUAUUUCUGUUGUGUGUUUAGCUGAGAGACUGUCUGGAUCGUGAGGUGUACGAGCUCUUCCACAAGAAGCUGAUGGAGCAUGCUCUGAUGAAGGACCCCAUGUUCCUGUGGUGCUGUCACGUGAGUGGGUUUCUAACCAGCUCCAUCACAUACAGUACCAGUCAAAAGUUUGGACACACCUACUCAUUCAAGGGUUUUUCUUUAUUUUUACUAUUUUCUACAUUGUAGAAUAAUAGUGAAGACAUCAACACUAUGAAAUAACACAUAUGGAAUCAUGUAGUAACCAAGUGUUAAACAAAUCAAAAUAUAUUUUAUAUUUGAGAUUCUUCUAAGUAGCCACCCUUUGCAUUGAUGACAGCUUUGCACACUCUUGGCAUUCUCUCAACCAGUUUCACCUGGAAUGCUUUUCCAACAGUCUUGAAGGAGUUCCCACAUAUGCUGAGCACUUGUUGGCUGCUUUUCCUUCACUCUGCGGUCCUACUCAUCCCAAACCAUCUCAAUUGGGUUGAGGUCGGGUGAUUGUGGAGGCCAGGUCAUCUGAUGCAGUACUCCAUUACUCUCCUUCUUGGUCAAAUAGCCCUUACACAGUCUGGAGGUGUGUUGGGUCAUUGUCCUGUUGAAAAACAAAUGAUAGUCCCACUAAGCGCAAACCAGAUGGGAUGGCGUAUCGCUGCAGAAUGCUGUGGUAGCCAUGCUGGUUAAGUGUGCCUUGAAUUCUAAAUAAAUCACAGACAGUGUCACCAGCAAAGCACCCCCACACCAUCACACCUCCUCCAUGCUUCACGGUGGGAACCACACAUGCGGAGAUCAUCCGUUCACCUACUCUGAGUCUCACAAAGACACGGCGGUUAGAACCAAAUUUGGACUCAUCAGACCAAAGGACAGAUUUCCACCGGUCUAAUGUCCAUUGCUCGUGUUUCUUGGCCCAAGCAAGUCUCUUCUUCUUAUUGGUGUCCUUUAGUAGUGGUUUCUUUUCAGCAAUUCGACCAUGAAGGCCUGAUUCAUGCAGUCACCUCUGAACAGUUGAUGUUGAGAUGUGUCUGUUACUUGAACUCUGUAAAGCAUUUAUUUGGGCUGCAAUCUGAGGUGCAGUUAUUCUAAUGAACUUAUCUUCUGCAGCAGAGGUAACUCUGGGUCUUCCUUUCCUGUGGCGGUCCUCAUGAGAGCCAGUUUCAUCAUAGCGCUUGAUGGUUUUUGCGACUGCACUUGAAGAAACUUUCAAAGUUCUUGAAAUGUUCCGGAUUGACUGACCUUCAUGUCUUAAAGUAAUGAUGGACUGUCAUUUCUCUUUGCUUAUUUGAGCUGUUCUUGCCAUAAUAUGGACUUGGUCACAACACAACUGAUUGGCAUUAAGAAGGAAAGAAAUUCCACAAAUUAACUUUUAACAAGGCACACCUGUUAAUUGAAAUGCAUUCCAGGUGACUACCUCAUGAAGCUGGUUGAGAGAAUGCCAAGAGUGUGCAAAGCUGUCAUCAAGGCAAAGGGUGGCUACUUUGAAGAAUCUCAAAUAUAAAAUAUAUUUUGAUUUGUUUAACACUUUUUUGGUUACUACAUGAUUCCAUAUGUGUUAUUUCAUAGUUUUGAUGUCUUCACUAUUAUUCUACAAUGUAGAAAAUAGUAAAAAUAAAGAAAAACCCUUGAAUGAGUAGGUGUGUCCAAACUUUUGACUGGUACUGUAUACAGUUACUUCUCUACUGUAUUUCCCUUUUCAUUCACCCCUCUCUUCUCCUCCUCCCUCCUCUUCCCUCCUCAGUGCACCUUUGGGUUUAUCUAUGAUGGAAACCAAUUCAAAGUCACCUGUCCCACGUGUAUAAAGAGCUUUUGUAACCAAUGCAAAAAGCCUGUAAGUACAAAAGAUACCUGUUGUUGUCUUGCCUGCCAUGUAUUGUGUCAUUUCAUAGCUACGUGUAUGUGGGACCCAAAUAAUGAUGCAUGUAUGUCUCUCUCUCCAUCUUUCUCUCUCCUUCUCUCUCACUCCCUCUAUCUCUCCCUCCUUCUAUCUCCCCCCCCCCCCCCCCCCCCCCCCCCCCCCCCUCUCUCUCUCUCUCUCUCUCUCUCUCUCUCUCUCUCUCUCUCUCUCUGUCAGUGGGAAGCUCAGCACCAGGAUUUAUCCUGUGAGCAGUUCCAGUUGUGGAAGAGACAGAAUGACCCUGACUACCAGAGACAGGGGCUGGCUGGGUUCCUGCGGGACAACGGCAUCAGUGAGCCAGUCAGCCUAGACAACCUGCAGUUAUUGGCCCAUAUUCACAAAGAGUUUUAGAGUAUGGUUGCUGAUAUACGAUCAGAUUUCCUUUUUAGAUAAUAAUAAUAAAUACGAUUAUCUGGACAGACAGGACCUGGUCCUAGAUCAGCACUUCUACUUUGAAACUCUUGACUCCUGGCACACAAUGCCAUCUCACCAUCAUCACCAUCAUCAUAAUUGUUAUAACACCAUGAUGUGGUCCUUCUUGUCAUCUCUCUCCGUAGCCUGUCCUCACUGCAGGUUCCAGUAUGCCUUGACCAAAGGGGGCUGCAUGCACUUCAGCUGCUCCCAAUGCAGAUACCAGUUCUGCAGCGGCUGCAACAAUCCCUUCCACACUGUAAGUCACAUAAAAGGGACUGCAUGGAGUACCAUAUUUCUCACUAAAUGGAUUCAGUCAGAGGGAAGGAUCUCCCUUUCCCCCAGGGCUUUCUCAUCAUACAUUCCCAGCCUCAUGUCUGUUUCCUUUUUCACUUUCCCUUCUUCACCCGUUUCCCUCCCUCCUCUCCCUCUCCCUCUCCCUCUCUCUCAGACGGCUUGUAAAACAGUCCAGUGUAAGAUCACAGGUCUCCAUGCUCAUCACCCACGCGACUGUCUCUUCUACCUCAGGGACUGGGAGCCUGCCAGACUACAGGCCCUGCUGCAGGUACAGAGACAAGGGAUGUUCUGGGAACGUUACAGAGGGAUGUUCUGGGAACGUUACAGAGGGAAUGUUCUGGGAAUGUUACAGAGGGAAUGUUCUGGGAACGUUACAGUGGGAAUGUUCUGGGAACACUACAGAGGGAAUGUUCUGGGAACGUUACAGAGGGAAUGUUCUGGGAACGUUACAGAGGGAAUGUUUUGGGAACAUUACCGAGGGAAUGUUCAGGAAACAUUACAGAGAUAAUGUUCUGGGAAUGUUAUUGAGAGAAUGUUCUGGGAACAUUACAGGAGGAAUGUUUUGGGAAUGUUACAGAGGGAAUGUUCUGGGAACAUUAAAGGGUUGUCAAUUCAAUGUUGUGUUUCUGAGCUAAGGUGUUUAUAUUUUGUCCACAGAGGAGUGCUGUUGAGUUCAACACAGAACCCCCUAAUGGGACACAGACUGGUGAGAGUGACCUCUUGUUUAUCCUCUCUUAGUUCCCAGAUCUGUGAGAACUCAUUUUCCCUUUCUGUCUGACUCCUUUCUGUCUGACUCCUUUCUGUGGGACUCCUUUCUGUCUGGCUCCUUUCUGUCUGACUCCUUUCUGUGUGACUCCUUUCUGUCUGACUCCUUUCUGUCUGACUCCUUUCUGUGGGACUCCUUUCUGUCUGACUCCUUUCUGUCUGACUCCUUUCUGUCUGACUCCUUUCUGUGUGACUCCUUUCUGUCUGACUCCUUUCUGUGUGACUCCUUUCUGUGUGACUCCUUUCUGUCUGACUCCUUUCUGUGUGACUCAUUUCUGUCUGACUCCUUUCUGUGUGACUCCUUUCUGUCUGACUCCUUUCUGUGUGACUCCUUUCUGUCUGACUCCUUUCUGUCUGACUCCUUUCUGUGUGACUCCUUUCUGUCUGACUCCUUUCUGUGUGACUCCUUUCUGUGUGACUCCUUUCUGUGUGACUCCUUUCUGUGUGACUCCUUUCUGUCUGACUCCUUUCUUUCUGACUCCUUUCUGUCUGACUCCUUUCUGUGUGACUCCUUUCUGUGUGACUCCUUUCUGUCUGACUCCUUUCUGUGUGACUCCUUUCUGUGUGACUCAGACGCGUGUGGAGUGAUGGAGCAGAAGGAUGACGGGGGUCAGCAGAUCGACUCACCCUGUGGAGUCCAAACUCAGCCAGGACACGCUGGACUCUGCGAGUUAGUCACACACACACAGUUGAUAAUACCUUAUUGUUUGUUGUUAUUUGUGCAUUACACACACACAUAUAUCCAGUGGGUUUAAUUGUAUUGUAUUUAAUUGUAGGGGAGAGUGGGGUAAGUUGUGCCAUUUUCUACAUUCAGGGGGUUCAAGGGAAAUAUAAUAUUCUUUCUAAUAAAGAUAUCUACAUACAUUUCAGGAUGUUGUAUAUCCCUGGAAAUAAUCAGAAUUCAGUUAAAAACAUAGCUUGUCCAAAAAAAAGUGGUCUCUUGGCACAAUUUACCCUAGGUAUGGGGUAAGUUGAGCCGCAGGACAGGGUAAGUUAAGCCACAUACAAAUGUCUGUAAUGAAUGAAAUAUUACCACUACCUUUUUAAAACCAUGUCUAUCUUUAUUUCCCAAACACAAUUCAACACAAUCACAAUCGCUUUUUUGUUUUUUAAUCAUUUGAAUCAUCUUUUAAUACAGGUUAACACCUAAAAAACACUUUGCCUUGCAUUACUCCUUGGAAGAAAACUUCAACUUGUCAUUGGCUCAACCAUUGGCUAAACUUACCCCAUGGCCAACUUACUCCAAGGCAAACGUUUUGACUAUAUUAGCCCACACAAGGAUGGACUUUCAUGCUAGGUUUAGGAUCUCAUAUUAAAGCUAAUAGAGACCCCAACUGAUGUAUAGAACAAUCUUAAAAGUAUCUACUUUGGUUUAGAUACAAGCAUGAAACCUGAUGACCUCUUCCUAAAUAUUUGGUCAAAUUAUACAUUUUGUGUAUGGUUUCCUAGAAACAAGGGUGGCUCAACUGACCCCUUUGGCUCAACUUACCUGACUCUACCCUAUUGAAGAUAUGUAAUGAAAAGUUAAUGAUAUUUAAGCAGUAAGGCGUGUGGUAAGAAGUGUGGUAUAUGGCCAAUAUACCACGGCUAAGGGUUGUUCUUACGCACGACGCAACACGGAGUGCCUGGAUACAGCCCUUAGCCGUGGUAUAUUGGCCAUAUACCACAAACCCCUGAGGUGCCUUAUUGCUAUUAUAAACUGGUAACGUAAUUAGAGCAGUACAAAGUAAUGUUUUGUCAUACCAGUGGUAUACGGUCUGAUAUAUCACGUCUGUCAGCCAAUCAGCAUUCAGGGCUUGAACCACCUAGUUUAUAAUAACUUUUAAACCACCUUUGCUAUCUGUUAGGCUGUCUCACUCUGUCUGUCUGUGUGUGUGGCCAUUGCAGUAAACACUACAGAGAGUACCUGGUUAGUCUCAUCAACGGACACACUCUGGACCCCGCUCUUCUCUACGACCAACAAGAGGUGACAGUUGCCUGCAAGAGGUACCAGGUGGAGGAGCAACAACGGGAGGGGGAGGACGACAGGGUGUACAAGGCUCGACUGCUGAAGGUCAGUCAUCACUCAGUUAGGCUUGUGGCCUCACUGGAAGUUUGCACUAAAUCGUUUCUAUGUUCAUUUUGAUGUAGUGUUUUUGUUGUGGUUCAGAUUGUGUGAAACUUUACUCUUUCUUUACAGAAACUGAUGGAAGUUCCACUUGGAGAAAAGGUUCCUCGGAUGAGAUGAAGAUUGAUUGAAUAUUUUAUUAUCCAUUUUAAGGAAAGUGCAGGUAUCCUAUUUGCAAACAGCAUCGGGUUUCAAACCUCCCACCACAUAGCAUUACCAACCUAGCUGUUAUAUUGCAUCUCAUUGAAGUUUAACAUGCUUUGUUUGUUAUAUGGUUCAUUCGAUUUCUGAAAUCAUUUUGUUCACAAUUACACAUCUACAGGUAUCUCAAUUUCCUCUCUGUACAAGGAUAACGCUGCAAAGGAAGACUUACAAGACAGGCCAAUUAACAACUGUCUUUCUGGUUUAUUUUUAUUAGAUAGAUGAGUUUAAAAUACAGCACUAAACAACUUUAGAACACAUAAGGGGAAGGUGUCUGUCAUCUUAAAAAUGGCAGUCAAUAUUGUGAGAUCAAUAGCACAUAGUAUACAGAAUGUAACAUUAGGGUGUACCAUGCAAUAAAGUAUUUUAUUGAUUUAAAAAUUAGUUUUAUGACUGGUCUCAAUUUUGUCUCAUCAGUUGCAGGCUGUUCUCUGAGAAAAUAUCCUAUAUUUGAGCCAAAUGUCGCCCCCUGGUGUCAUAGCAGUAAACUGAAUUAUUUCUACAAAGUCACGUGAUUUCGGAGAAAAGGAGCGUCUGCCUCUGUUCUGCGCGAGGAAAGCGAAUAGCCUCUGGAUUUUCCAGUCGAAGUGCUAUGCGCUGCUAGAUCCGCUCUCGUGAAGAAUCCGAGGAAAACCAACACAAGGUAAACGAAACUAUUCACAUUCAUCACACUGAUUCUAAAUCUAUGGAAAAGUAGGAUUUCUGUAGAUCAGCUGGUAGAGCAAGGUAGUGGGUUCGAUCCCCGGGACCACCCAUACACAAAAAUGUAUGCACGCAUGACUGUAAGUCGCUUUGGAUAAAAGCGUCUGCUAAAUGGCAUAUUAUUAUUAUUAUUAUUAUUUACACUUCAUGAGCAAUUUGUUUAUUUAUUAGUUUGUUAUUUUUAGAUGGGGACAUCAAUAUCUGAUUUGAUUAUAGGAUCGUCUCUAAGCAUAAUAGUUGCUCACAUUCAUAAAUUAACUUUUUUAAUAUUGUAAUUUCAACUGAAGCUGGUGUACAAAGCCGAAAGUAAAAAGAGCAAAAACGAAACUGGGAACGGAUCUACCGCUUCUCAGAUUUGCAUUGAUGAGAAUUACAGAUCUAUAACUCUCAAAUUUCUACUGCGCCUUUAAGUGUUGUUAUCUGUGCAGUCUGCCAUGGCAGUCUGCCAGUGUGAAUGUCCUCAGCUGAACUACAAACACACACAUGUCACGCGUACAUACUCACAAUACUCGUUAUCACAGCUAGCACUGCUCUUACUGUAUUAUGUUGUGUUUGUUUCUAUCAGCCUAUAUAUAGGUCUCAGGAGGUUGGUGGCACCUUAAUUGGGGAGGGCAGGCUCAUGGUAAUGGCUGGAGUGGAAUAGGUGGAAUGGUAUCAAAUACAUCAAACAUGUGGUUGAUACCAUUCCAUUUGCUCCGAUCCAGCCAUUAUUAUGAGCCGUACUCCCCUCAGCAGCCUCCACUGAUGUAGGCCUAAUACUGUCUGUAUAGUUUUAAAACACAAUAAUUUUUUGAGGCCAGACUAGAUGGAAAUAAGAAAGUUAUACUGUUUUCACAGCUAUGGCAUCUGGGAGAAUUCGCUCCACCCGCAGACUACGCUCUUGGAUGGUAGACCAGGUGAGUGUUUGUGGAGGAUGGGUUCAAUAGUUCCUUUUGAGCAAAUGAAUGUGUGUGCACUGGAACAGCUGUUUACAGUGGGUGUGUCUGAGCUGGUAUGCCAUAGUUACCAGUACAUUUGAGUCAUUUAACAGAUGCUCUUAUCCAGAGCAAUUAUGGUUAAGUGCCUUGCUCAAAGGCACAUCGACUGAUUUUUUACCUAGUCGGCUCAGGGAUUCGAACCAGUGACCUUUCAGUUAUAGGCCCAACACUCUUAACCGCUAGGUCAGCAGUGGGAAGUACCCUGGCCUGAUAUGGGACGAUGACGCCAGGACCAUGUUCCGUAUCCCCUGGAAACACGCUGGGAAACAGGACUUCCGCAGUGAAGAGGAUGGUGCCAUCUUCAAGGUCCUGACACUAUGAACUUUAUCAGUACUAUCCCUAGUUCGUUAAGUCUUAAUUUUACAAUAGCCCCUCGUCAUUUAUAAUCUAUUAAACACAUACAGUAGACAUUAUUUCCUGAGCUGUGAGAUUAAAUGCCUCCUCCACAGGCAUGGGCAGUGUUUAAGGGGAAGUUAUCCGAAGGGGGUCGUGUGGACCCUGCCUCCUGGAAGACCCGGCUGCGCUGUGCUCUCAAUAAGAGCCCAGAGUUCAGAGAGGUCCCCGAGAGGUCACAGCUAGACAUCUCCGAACCAUACAAGGUUUACUGCCUUGUACCCAUCAAUGAACAAGGUGAGACACACACACUGUAAGUUAGUUAGUUAUGCAAUGUUUAUUUCUACCCCUCUUCUACGAUGUUCCAGCCAUUAUCUUUUGAUCCUUUGGCCUUGUGUAGAAAUCUACAGUAUAACCACAUCAUCAUACCUACUAUCUGGGAACAGACCGGGUGUAGCAGUGUGCAUUCUUUAGGUUUGAGGAAGUUACACUCGAGGUUGAGAAGAUUUAGAUUUUUAAUAUUGGCCAACUCCAUUACCACAUGCAUGCGGCACUCUACUCUAGUUCCCUGUCAGUCUGUCCAAAGGGACAUACAGUCAUACCAGAGUCAGCGGUGCAAAUGUUAUCAGAGCAGCAAUAACUCCAUAUAGUUUGUAGCUAUGGAGACAACUUCAAAGCAGGCUAAACUGCAGUAAACAAAUUCCUGACAUAUGAUCCCUUUUCUCUUCACAGCGUUGGGGAGUGUUCAAAUAAAGGGCAGAGCCAGAGCAAGAGGGAGGAAGAGGAGGAGUAGCGAUUCAGACAGCGAGGAGGAGGUGAAGGAGGAGGAGGAGGAGGUUAUGGUCAAACAGACGAAAAAGGAGGUCAUCACCCCCCCGAUCACCAUGGUAGGUUUGGCAUUUUAAGGACAAAACAAGUUCUAGAAACAUUUGGAUGUAUCUCUCUUAAUUGUUUAUUUAUGUCAAUUUGUGUGUGUUUUUAUCAGUCUGUUCAGGAGAUUGAGGAAAGUGUUCUUACCCUCCAGCAAGACCAGUUCGAUCAGCCCUUGGUCAUCCUGAAGAGUGAUGGGAGUAAGUCUUAUGUCUUACUAACUCAAUGUCAUGUCUGUCCUCCAAAUGUCUGUCAAACACUGAAUCUCUGAGUUAAUUGAUGUUGGAUCUCUCAGCCACUGUCUCUCCACUCUGGGGAGUUCUCCAAUAGCAUGUGGUUGAUUGACAUGCUGUUGAUAUUCUGUUGUCUUCCUCUAGCGGUCGAUGAGAUCCAGGUGAACGUCACGAUUGAGACCGUUCCUCCCCCUGGAGGUAAUGCUAUUGAUGAUGCAUGAUGCUGUGUAGAGAGGAAGUCAAGUCAGCUUCUCAAUCACAUGGGGGCCGAUUCUGACCUGAGUUAAGCGCGUGUAAAUGGAACGCAAUUCAAUUUUUAUGCACUUUUCUCUCUACUCGUAUUCUGACCUUGAACUUAAGCAUGAGAAUAGCAUGCUAUUCACCUGCUAUUUGUUUGGGGUGGAGAUGGAAUAAAUGUAGGUGUGGCGGAGGUAUGUCUACAUAUACACCUUAUUCUGACCUUGACUUCUGACCUUGACUUCUGACCUUGCCUUAUUCCCUAAUAAUUCCACCACAUUUACGCCCGAGGAAACCAUGAAUAACGUCUAACAAACCUACCGGUUUCAAGUGGAAAAAGCAUUUAUUUUUUCAGAUAACACCAUUCUUCUUACAACUUGAUAAGAGCUAUUGAUAAGAGCUAGGUAAAUAAGUAAUCCGUUUGGACAAGAGAAUUGUAAAUAUAAAUUACACUUCUGUUAGAUAUACUGUACUUUCCUAACCCUAAAUAAUCUACAAGAUCAGAGUAUUUUUUUAAUCUACCAAUUGGUGCUGAAACAGAGAUGAAUUAGCAUAUAUUUAGAUGGCUUUCAUUCAUUCAUCCCUAAUAUUAUGAACCCAUUCUCUCCAUAUAUUCUGGUGAGUCUGUCGACUAAAUUCUAACUAAAAGGUACACCGUAUUUAAAGGGAUGGCUGAAGGUAAAUGUACUGAAAACCCUAUUGAAUGAAAACUCCACAAGAAAAUCUGUUGGCCAGCAAGUGGGAGGGUUUUCAGCAGUUGAAUUACAUUUAUUAAGCGCGUGCAAGGGAACAAUGCCUGCAAAGCCUGUUAUGCACCUUUGUAAGGUAAGUCUGAAUACCAAUGUUGUGGAAAUUCUUACACAGGGACACUCAAAGUAAAUCUUAAAUGAAUAAUUGUUUAUUGUCAGCGCACUGGAGACAUUCCAACAAACUUGAUGCACCAUAGUGAACGUCUGUCAGGAGCUCUAAUGGGGAAGUCCCGUUUAGUUCCCUUAUAUACUGGUUACAGACACGUUACAUAGGCAUGGUUCAUAGGGUUGGUUCCGGCAUGUGUCUGGCACCAUCUCCUAUCUUAACUUAAAGAACAUAUUCUGGGCGUUCUGGCAGAUGUUCCUUCGGAGGGGUCAUGACAGCCCCCCCUCAUAUCUUGACCAGACACAGGCAGGAACCAAGGAUUGUUUAUGACACCAAAGAUAAUAUGUACAAAGUAAAAAUGUCCUUUACACCAACUACUGAGAAGUGCAUAGGAAAGGCGUAAUUUCCUAAAUUGGAAUCAGGCCCAUACUACAUGAACUAUUCCUGCACUGUCUCUCAUUCACUCUCAUUCUCUCUCUGUCUCUCAUUCACUCUCAUUCUCUCUCUGUUCCUCCAACUCCAGCACGGGACUCGUUCCAUGUCUUAGUGAAAUACAUAGGACACGAGGUGCUUAAACGUGAGGUCAUAGGCAGCGAUGUCCGAAUCGCCUACCUGCCCUCAUCGCCCAUCCCCCCCACCCUGAUGAUGGGUGGCUUCCCCCGCAUCCCCCUCCCAGACUCCCCCUCCACUCUGACCUCCAGCCCUGGCAUCGGGCCCCGGCUCCAGGCCCUCUCCACCCUGCUGCCCUUCAUGGAGAAAGGGGUGAUCCUGACUUCAACGGGGGCAGGGGUCUAUGCUAAGCGCUACUGCCAGGGCCGGGUGUUCUGGACAGGGCCACAUUCAACCACGACGGGACCCCACAAGAUGAACCGUGCUGUGGAGCCCGUGCUGCUCUUUGACAGAGAGGCUUUCAGAACGGGUGAGUGACAUGGGGCUGUUCACUCUCUCUUGGUUUGUUGGUGAGGAUCACCCACUUCUUUCUUGUCCCCUUAUUGGAUAUUUCAGCAGUCAGUGUGUAUUUGCUGACUGCGUGUUUCCUUAGAGCUGGACCACUUCCGCAGUUACGGGGGAGACCCUCCUCAGUGUGGCAUCACCUUGUGUUUCGGAGAGGAGUUCAGUGCCACAGAGGACCCGUCCAGCAAACUCAUCAUCACACAGGUACAGUUGAGCAAGCUUUUCCCCACCUACUCAUAAAGAACUGUAACGCCUGUUCAAAUGUAAAAAGGUGCAACAAUUGCAUACCUUAAAACGGGGUUCCCCAACUGGCAGCGCCCCAAAUUCUCUGUUGGACAUAAGACUGUAAAAACACCAGCAAAUCAGCACCAAGUGAUUUUAAUUUUGGAAAUCUGUUCCCAAAGUAUUCCCAUACAUAAUAAAGAGAUAUGCGUUUUUGAUACAAAUGUAAGCAAGGUUUGAAAUGAUUAUGUUUUAGCCAGAUAUAUCUGUUUAGGCUUUUUGCGGUCAAUUUGCAGUCUACAAAUUAUUAUAAUAAUUAUGUUCCGGCCCCCUGACCAUCCGCUCAAUACAAAAAUCAGUCCGUGGCUGGAUCUAGUUGAUGAUCCCUGCCUUAGAAUGUAAAUACUAAGGUUUAUGUAAGUACAGGAUAACUACACAUUUUUCACUGUGAAAUAGAGAGGGACUGAACCACCCACCCCCUCUUCUCCAGAUAACCCUACCCUGGGCUCAGCAGCAGGUCAAGGAAGCUGAAGACUUCCGGGAGUCAAUGACCUACCUACGCGACAUAGCCAGCCAAUCAGGAGAUGUCACCAUCAACCUGGUACCAGUGCCUUACCCCUGA
Coregonus sp. 'balchen' is the source of this 25520-nucleotide messenger RNA. The record is from the annotation of a GenBank genome assembly. NCBI's taxonomy places the organism in Eukaryota, Metazoa, Chordata, Actinopteri, Salmoniformes, Salmonidae.